This is a messenger RNA of Leptonychotes weddellii (Weddell seal), 539 nucleotides long. NCBI's taxonomy places the organism in Eukaryota, Metazoa, Chordata, Mammalia, Carnivora, Phocidae. The record is from RefSeq and is a predicted model, not a curated record.
AAGUUACUUAUUAUAAAAAUAAGGAAGCCAUUCUGAAAAAUAACUACCAGAUUUAAUUAUUAACAGAUCAUAAUUUCAGUCAGUAACUCAUCCAAAGUAAGCUAAGCCCACAUAACAUGCUUCUGCAAUUUUUUCUUUUUAGAUCAAAGAAAGCAAAGAAUUCAAUUGAUAAAUCAACGGAGACUGACAAUGGCUAUGUAUCCCUUGAAGGGAAAAAGACUGUUAAAAGCAGUGAAGAGGGAAUUCAAAGCCAUGAACCUCAGUGUGAAACUGUUCGACCAGAAGAGGCAGCCUGGCACCCAGGAACACUGAGGAACAUUCCCAGCAAAGAUACUCAAAGGACAAUAGCAAAUGUCUCUGAUGAAGUCUCCAGUGAGGAAGGUCCUGAAAUAGGAUACCCAUUACGCCGUCACGUGGACAGGACUUCUGAGAGCAUUCUUCGGAACAGAAAGUCACACCAUUAUAAGAAACAUUACCCUAAUGAGGUAUAUACUUUGUCCUUACGUAUAUGUAUACGUACCUAUUUUAUGUGUUACUAA